AUGGGUCAAAAAUUAUCAUAUAUUGCACCGUCAGCUCCAACAAUUGCAAUCUCAUCAUACAUCGACGCUUUAGGUUAUUCAUACAUUGAAAUAUUAAAUAAUUCAAGAUUUUUACGCACUAUUAAAGCUUUAGAUAGUAAUGGUGAUCUCGUAAUUAUUAAAAUAUUAAUUAAACCAACAACAACAAAUAUAAACUUACAAGAAAUAAUUCAAUUAUUAAUUAAACAAUCUUCAAUCUUGCAUGAUUUCAACAAUAUUUUAACUUAUGAUAAAUUUAUAGAGACUGAUAGAGCAGGAUACAUGAUUCGACAAAUGUUGAAAACUAAUCUAUAUGAUAGAUUAUCAAUCCGACCAUUUUUGGAGCCUAUUGAGAAAUUAUUCAUCAUUUAUCAAAUUAUAACAAUAGUUGAUAAUUUACAUUCUAAUAAUAUUCAUCAUGGUGAUUUAAGAUUAGAAAAUUUUUUAUGUUCUAGUUGGAAUUGGAUUUAUUUAACCGAUUUUUCAAAUAUUAUUAAACCAGUUUAUAUUCCCGAAGAUAAUCCAAAUCAAUUUUCAUUUUAUUUUGAUUCUUCAGAUCGAAGAGUUUGUUAUAUUGCACCAGAGAGAUUUUAUAAGAGUAAAGAUUUUGAUAAUGUUUCUCAAAGUUCUUGUUCAAUUAAUGAUUCAAUGGAUUUAUUUAGUCUUGGUUGUAUAAUUGGUGAAAUUUAUAAUGAUGGUGAUGCUAUAUUUAACCUAAGUCAAUUAUAUAAAUUUAUGAAGAAUGAAUUUAAACCCGAUUUUAAAAAUGUAGAAACUGGAAUAGUUGAAAUUAUUGAAAAAUUAAUAAAAUUGAAUCCAAGUGAAAGAGUUUCAGCAAGGGAAAUACUUAACGAACAACAGAACUUAUUUCCAUCAUUGUUUAAUUGGUUAUAUAAAUUUUUGGAAUCAUUUAAUAAGUUACAAAAUUCUGACGACAGAUUAUUAUACAUUUAUGACAAUUUUGAAAAUAUAAGUAAUCAAUUAGGUUUUACUUAUGAUUAUUCAGAAAAUUCUGGAAUACUUCCAAUGAGACUUAAUUUACCUUCCAUGCCAACGAAUUAUCAAAUUAAAUCUAAUAAAUAUUCUCAAUCAACUAUUAUUAUCCUACAUGCAACAACAACAUUAUUAAAUACAUUACUGAAAGUUAGUCUUAAAAUUAAAGCUUGUGAUUUGAUAGUAUCCCUUUCGGAAUAUAUCACAGAUGAAUCAAAAUUAGAUAGAUCUAUACCUUAUUUAUGUUCAUAUUUAGAUGAUGAAAUAGUACAAGUUUUAACUCAUGCAUUAUAUUCAAUAACUACUAUAUUAUUAACAGUAACAAAGAUUAAUCCCAUUAAUACUUCAUUUUUCAUUGAAUAUUUACUUCCCAAGUUGCAUCAAUUAUUAUCUAAAUCAGAUAUUAUAUCAUCUACAAUUGCUAUUGUUUUACCUUAUUUAAGUACAGUAGCUAAAAAAUUUUAUAUAUUAUCUAAAUCAUUUAAUACUACUAUUGAAAUAUCAAAAAUGCAACUAGAUAAUAAAUUUAAAGAAAUAACAUUGAAUCUAUUAACUGGAUCAACUACUGUCAAAUGUUCAUUAUUGAGUAAUAUUUUACCACUUUGUCAAUUUUUCGGAAUUGCAAAAACAAAUGAUAUUAUAUUACCACAUUUAAUAUCAUAUUUGAAUGAUAAUAAUACGCAAUUGAGAAUAACUUUCCUAGAUUCAAUAUUGCAGAUUUCAAACUAUAUAGGAGCAAUUCUGUUUAAGACAUAUAUACUUCCUAUACUACUCGAUUCACUAAAGGAUAAAGAAGAAUUAGUUAGAUUGAAAAUAUUACAGAUAUUUAUUAACAUAGUUAAAGAUAGAUUGAUUAUUGAUAUUGACCUAUAUCAAGAGUUAAUCCAAGCAACUAGGAACUUUCUAAUUGAUAAAAAUGAGUAUCUUAAACAGAAUACUGUUGUUUUGAUACUUUGCAUAUGUGAAAAUAUGACAUAUGCUGAGAAAUUUUGUAUUUUAUAUCCUUUAAUUAAAAAUUAUUUGGUUUAUGAUAUUCCUUAUAUUGAUUGGAAUACUUUAUAUCCAUGUAUAAAGAAAAAAUAA
Insectozyma verbasci is the source of this 2094-nucleotide messenger RNA. NCBI's taxonomy places the organism in Eukaryota, Fungi, Ascomycota, Pichiomycetes, Serinales, Debaryomycetaceae. The record is from the annotation of a GenBank genome assembly.